AUGAAGUUUUCAUUGAUCGUAUUGAGCCUACUGGCUCCGUCUUUUGUUGCGCCGAAGUCUCUCAGGCUAUGGUCCAGAAGACAGGACCGUAUAAUCGGGGGUACCGAAACCACCAUAACGGAGUACCCCUGGCAGCUGUCUCUCCUCCUCGAAGGGUCCCACAGGUGCGGAGCUUCCAUCGUCACCUCCAACUGGGCGCUGACGGCUGCCCACUGCAUCGACGGUGCCCCAGCAUCUCUGUUGACCGUGCGUGCCGGCUCCUCGUACAGAAACAGUGGUGGGACUGUGCUCGAUGUAGCACAGGCUAUCAAAAACAAAUUGUUCUACAGCCCGGUUGGCGACUAUGACAUUGCGAUGGUGCAGCCCGCUGAGCCAUUCCCGCUGGUGUCUGAUGUGCAGCCCGUGGGCCUUCCAGACGCCGGAUAUGAUCCUCCAACAGGCCUGGCCGUUACUGUGACGGGCUGGGGACUGAUAGGGACCGGUGGAAGCUAUGCAAACACACUGCUGAAGGUGGACAUUAAUAUUGUCGAUCGCUCUACUUGCCAGGAAAACAUGGGUAGCCUCAUAACGAAGCGGAUGGUGUGCGCCGGUGAGGCAGGCAAGUCUGUCUGCAAUGGGGACUCGGGAGGUCCACUCGUCGGUGGUACCACACAGCCCGCUGAGUCAUUCUCGCUGGGGUCUGAUGUGCAGCCCGUGGGCCUUCCAGACGCCGGAUAUGAUCCUCCGACCGGCCACGCCGUUACUGUGACGGGCUGGCGAACGACAGCGGCCGGUGGAACUUCUGCAUCCGCACUGAUGAAGGUGGACAUUAAUAUUAUUGAGCGGUCUACUUGCCAGGAAAACAUGGGUAGCCUCGUAUCGAAGCGAAUGGUGUGCGCCGGUGAGGCAGUGUUCGUAUUGUGCCUGCUGGUGCCAGCUUUUGCGGUGCCAAGUUCUCUAAGGCUGUGGUCCAGGAGAGAGGACCGCUUAGUCGGUGGCACGGAUACCACCAUAACGGAGUACCCCUGGCAGCUGUCUGUCAUCUUCGAAGGUUCCCUCAGGUGUGGCGCUUCCAUCAUCAGCUCCAACUGGGCACUGACUGCCGCCCACUGCAUCGACGGCCUCUCAGCGUCAAUGCUGACCGUGCGUGCUGGCUCCUCGUACAGAAACAGUGGCGGAACUGUGCUCGAUGUUGCACAGGCCAUCAAAAACAAACUGUACUACGCAAUUAACGUUGACUACGACAUUGCAGUGCUGCAGCCUGCUGAGCCGUUCCCGCUGGGGUCAAACGUGCAGCCAGUGAGCCUUCCAGAGGCUGGAUACGACCCUCCGAGUGGCCUUGCAGUUACUGUGACGGGCUGGGGACGGAUAGCCAGCGGUGGCAGCGCCCCGACAGUCCUGCAGAAGGUGGACAUCAAUGUCAUUGACCGCACUACUUGCCAGGAUACCUUCUUAGGCGUCAACAUGGUGACGAAGCGGAUGGUGUGCGCCGGUGAAGCAGGCAAGUCCACCUGCGAUGGGGACUCUGGCGGUCCGCUCGUCAGUGGUUCGACGCAGAUCGGCAUCGUGUCCUGGGGAAAUACUCCGUGCCAGGAGAGCGGCGCCGUGUUCACAAACGUCGGCGAACUUCGCUCUUGGGUUACCAACACUACCGGAGUGUAA
Schistocerca serialis cubense is the source of this 1641-nucleotide messenger RNA. Its product is annotated as transmembrane protease serine 9-like. The coding region runs from base 1 to 1641 and encodes 546 amino acids. The record is from RefSeq and is a predicted model, not a curated record. NCBI's taxonomy places the organism in Eukaryota, Metazoa, Arthropoda, Insecta, Orthoptera, Acrididae. Gene Ontology annotation, molecular function: serine-type endopeptidase activity. Gene Ontology annotation, biological process: proteolysis. The transcript is spliced from 5 exons.